Oryza sativa Japonica Group (Japanese rice) is the source of this 2408-nucleotide messenger RNA. RefSeq names its product HIPL1 protein. Lineage: Eukaryota; Viridiplantae; Streptophyta; Magnoliopsida; Poales; Poaceae. The record is from RefSeq and is a predicted model, not a curated record.
GCAAACUAGUUGUCCACCAUUUCUGCCUCUGAGCAUCUUCACACCUUCUCCUUCCCUGAAUCCACCAUGGCGCCGUCGGCGUCGUCCACCGGGGCGGUACUACUCUUCGCCAUCGCCGCCGUGCUUCUCCUCGCCGUCCGGGAUGGCCAUUGCGCGCAAUUGUGCAUGGAUUCAACGUUCCCGAGGACGGUGAACGGAUCGCUCACCUUCUGCGGCUACAAUGGCACGGCCUGCUGCAACUCGACGGACGACGCCGCCGUGCAGAGGCAGUUCGCCGCCAUGAACAUCUCCGGCACGCCGUGCGGCGAACUCGUCAAGUCCAUCCUCUGCGCGAGAUGCAACCCGUACGCCGGCGAGCUGUUCACCGUCACGACGAGCCCCCGGACGGUGCCGCGGCUGUGCAACUCCACCGGCGUCGCGAGCCGGCUCAGCGGCGGCAAGGCGGCGGCGGCGGCGGCGACGGACUACUGCACGACGGUGUGGGACACCUGCAAGGCCGUGCGCAUCCCGGGCUCGCCGUUCCAGCCGCCCCGCGGCGGCGCGGCGGCGCCGACGCUGACCGACGUGUGGCAGUCGUCGGGCGACUUCUGCACCGCGCUGGGCGGCGCGCCGGGCGGCGGCGGCGCGCCGUGCUUCGACGGCGAGUCCGCGGCGUUCGACGCGAGCCGCGUCGCGCCGCCGGCGAGCGGCAUGUGCCUGGAGCGCCUCGGCAACGGGUCGUACCUGAACAUGGCGCCGCACCCGGACGGCUCGAACCGCGUGUUCCUCAACAACCAGGCCGGCAAGGUGUUCGUCGCCACCGUGCCGGCGCAGGGCUCCGGCAAGCCGCUGCAGGUGGACGCGGCGACGCCGUUCCUGGACAUCACCGACGAGGUCCACUUCGACAACGAGUUCGGCCUCCUCGGCCUCGCGUUCCACCCGGAGUUCGCCAAGAACGGCCGCUUCUUCGUCUCCUACAGCUGCGACAAGACGCAGUCCGCCUCCUGCUCCGGCCGCUGCGCCUGCAACUCCGACGUCGGCUGCGACCCUUCCAAGCUCACCGCCGACAAUGGCGCCCAGCCGUGCCAGUUCCAGACCGUCAUCGCCGAGUACACCGCCAACGCCUCCUCCGGCUCGCCGGCGACGGCGACGGCGGCGAACCCGGCGGAGGUGAGGAGGAUCAUGACGAUGGGGCUGCCGUUCACGACGCACCACGGCGGGCAGAUCCUCUUCAGCAAGGCCGACGGCUACCUCUACUUGAUGAUGGGCGACGGCGGCAGCGUCGGCGACCCGUGGAACUUCGCGCAGAACAAGAAGUCGCUGCUCGGCAAGAUCAUCCGCAUCGACGUCAACGCAUUGCCAACUGGCAAUAGCACUGCAGGCUGGGGAAACUAUGUCAUCCCCAAGGACAACCCCUUCUCCACUGACUCCAAGUUUGCGCCGGAGGUUUUCGCCCUCGGCUUCAAGAACCCGUGGCGGUGCAGCUUCGACUCCGGCAAGCCCUCUGACCUCUACUGCGCCGACGUCGGACAGUCGUCGUACGAGGAGGUUGACCUGGUGAUAAAGGGCGGGAACUACGGGUGGCGGGUGCUGGAGGGCACGACGGCGUACCUGCCGCUGGCGAGCCCCGGCGGCAACACCUCCGCCGCCGACAUCGACGCCAUCCCGCCGGUGAUGGGCUACGCCCACAGCGCCGUCAACAACAACGUCGGCUCUGCCUCCAUCACCGGCGGCUACGUCUACCGCUCCGGCACCGACCCCUGCCUCGCCGGCCGCUACCUCUACGCCGACCUCUACGCCCAGUCCGCCUGGGCGGGCCUCGAGUCGCCGCCGGGCAGCGGCGCGUACGACGUCACGCCGCUGCCGUUCGCCUGCUCCGGGAGGUCGCCGAUCCCCUGCGACGCCGCCGCGGCGAGGAGCACGCUGCCGUCGCUGGGCUACAUCUUCUCCUUCGGCGAGGACAACGCCGGCGACGUCUACCUGCUCACCAGCAAGGGCGUCUACCGGGUGGUCGACCCGGCGGAGUGCGGCUACGCGUGCCCGAUCAAGAGCUCCGCGCCGGGGACCUCGCCGCCGCCGGGCUCGUCGCCGAGCGGCGGCGCCGCCGCCGCCGUCGUCCCGGCCGCCGCGGCGACGAUGGCGGCGCUGCUGCUGAUGGGAGCGUUGCUUGCACUCUGAGCUGAUGAUGGUCGGAGUGAUUUUUUUUGGCAAGGAAAAAUUGCUUCUGGGAAUUUGUCAGCUCGUUUUUAAUUAUUUAUGGAUUUGUGAUGUGAUAUAUUUGAUCUUGUUUGUGCAGCUUUUGUUCUUGGGAUAAUUUGGAUAAUUUUGGGGGUUAUGAUCCGUACGUGUUUAUGGGAAUCAAAAGAUCAUGUAAAUUAACAAGAUAGGACUUUUUAAUUAGGUAUUAAAUUUUCUUUGUUUUGUGAUAA